Etheostoma cragini (Arkansas darter) is the source of this 5775-nucleotide messenger RNA. RefSeq lists its product as uncharacterized. The record is from RefSeq and is a predicted model, not a curated record. Gene Ontology annotation, molecular function: protein binding. Bases 1 to 5715 code for a protein of 1904 amino acids. The transcript is spliced from 19 exons. NCBI's taxonomy places the organism in Eukaryota, Metazoa, Chordata, Actinopteri, Perciformes, Percidae.
AUGGACCCCAUCACCUUACUUGGCCUUGAUGGAAAUCGGCUGCACCUUCCAGUUGAGGGUAAUAAACAGCUGUAUGAAAGGGCAGUAAAAGCCGUGCAGAAGAUGACUACGAAGGUUAAUGUCUGCCUCCACUGGGAUAAGGAAGCUCCUGUCUGCCAGAGUCUGUCAAAGAGAGAACAGAAAACAAAAGAGAAGACUCUGGAGCUGUUAUCAGUCUGCAGAUAUCAAACACUCCCUCUUAGACUGAAAUGGUGGGAUUUCCUGCUGGACCUGUUCUCAAAUGAUCCUGAAACAGGUCUGAGUCUCCUUCCAUCAUUACAGUCAGUUUUCCAGUCAGCUCCUGCAGUCUGGACCAUAAACCUCUCAGAGAGAAAGAGCUCCAUCCUCCUGGAAGUGCUGAAACUCCAAUCAGAGAAGAAACCAGUGGAGCUGACAGGCUGCUCAGAUGAAGAGAGUGAAGUGAGGAGUUUCCUACAGUGUCUGCCUUAUAUCUCACAGCUCAGUUAUGAUCCUCGGUGGCCAGAUCGAUCUGAAGGAGUCAGGAUCUUUGUGAAUCUGUUCUGUGCAGCAGAGAGAGAACAGCUGACAGGAGAGAAGACUCUGGAGCUGUUAUCAUCAGUGUGCAGAUAUCAAACAUUCCCUUUUAAACACUGGGGUUAUAAUGAAUAUCAGAGAGAUUUCCUGCUGGAUCUGUACUCCCACCUGAAGGACUAUGAGACUGAAUCAGGUCUGAGUCUCCUUCCAUCAUUACAGUCAGUUUUCCAGUCAGCUCCUGCAGUCUGGACCAUAAACCUCUCAGAGAGAAAGAGCUCCAUCCUCCUGGAAGUGCUGAAACUCCAAUCAGAGAAGAAACCAGUGGAGCUGACAGGCUGCCCAAAUGAAGAGAGUGAAGUGAGGAGUUUCCUACAGUGUCUGCCUUAUAUCUCACAGCUCAGUUAUGAUCAUCGGUGGCCAGGUCGAUCUGAAGGAGUCAGGAUCUUUGUGAAUCUGUUCUGUGCAGCAGAGAGAGAACAGCUGACAGGAGAGAAGACUCUGGAGCUGUUAUCAUCAGUGUGCAGAUAUCAAACAUUCCCUUUUAAACACUGGGGUUAUAAAGAAUAUCAGAGAGAUUUCCUGCUGCAUCUGUACUCCCACCUGAAGGACUACGAGACUGAAACAGGUCUGAGUCUCCUUCCAUCAUUACAGUCAGUUUUCCAGUCAGCUCCUGCAGUCUGGACCAUAAACCUCUCAGAGAGAAAGAGCUCCAUCAUCCUGGAAGUGCUGAAACUCCAAUCAGAGAAGAAACCAGUGGAGCUGACAGGCUGCUCAGAUGAAGAGAGUGAAGUGAGGAGUUUCCUACAGUGUCUGCCUUAUAUCUCACAGCUCAGUUUUGUGCCCAAGUUAUCAAGAUCUUCAGAAGAAAUCCGGUUCUUUGUGAAUCUGUUCUGUGCAGCAGAGAGAGAACAGGAAAGAAAAGAGAAGACUCUGGAGCUGUUAUCAGUGUGCAGAUAUCAAACACUCCCUCUUAGACUGAAAUGGUGGGAUUUCCUGCUGGACCUGUUCUCAAAUGAUCCUGAAACAGGUCUGAGUCUCCUUCCAUCACUACAGUCAGUUUUCCAGUCAGCUCCUGCAGUCUGGACCAUAAACCUCUCAGAGAGAAAGAGCUCCAUCCUCCUGGAAGUGCUGAAACUCCAAUCAGAGAAGAAACCAGUGGAGCUGACAGGCUGCUCAGAUAAAGAGAGUGAAGUGAGGAGUUUCCUACAGUGUCUGCCUUAUAUCUCACAGCUCAGUUUCGUGCCCAAGUUAUCGAGAUCUUCAGAAGAAAUCCGGUUCUUUGUGAAUCUGUUCUGUGCAGCAAAGACAGAACAGAAAUCCAAAGAGAAGACUCUGGAGCUGUUAUCAGUGUGCAGAUAUCAAACACUCCCUCUUAGACUGAAAUGGUGGGAUUUCCUGCUGGACCUGUACUCAAAUGUUCCUAAAACAGGUCUGAGUCUCCUUCCAUCACUACAGUCAGUUUUCCAGUCAGCUCCUGCAGUCUGGACCAUAAACCUCUCAGAGAGAAAGAGCUCCAUCCUCCUGGAAGUGCUGAAACUCCAAUCAGAGAAGAAACCAGUGGAGCUGAGGGGCUGCUCAGAUGAAGAGAGUGAAGUGAGGAGUUUCCUACAGUGUCUGCCUUAUAUCUCACAGCUCAGUGUUUCUUGGUGGUCAGAUCGAUCUAAAGGAGUCAGGUUCUUUGUGAAUCUGUUCUGUGCAGCAGCAGAGAGAGAACAGCUGACAGGAGAGAAGACUCUGGAGCUGUUAUCAUCAGUGUGCACAUAUCAAACAUUCCCUUUUAGAGACCGGGGUUAUGAUGGUGAUGAAGACGACGCCAUUAAUGAAUAUCGGAGAGAUUUCCUGCUGGAUCUUUGCUCCCACCUGAAGGACUAUGAGACUGAAACAGGUCUGAGUCUCCUUCCAUCAUUACAGUCAGUUUUCCAGUCAGCUCCUGCAGUCUGGACCAUAAACCUCUUAGAGAUAGAGAGCUCCAUCCUCCUGGAAGUGCUGAAACUCCAAUCAGAGAAGAAACCAGUGGAGCUGACAGGCUGCCCAGAUGAAGAGAGUGAAGUGAGGAGUUUCCUACAGUGUCUGCCUUAUAUCUCACAGCUCAGUCUUCAUCGGUGGUCAGGUCGAUCUGAAGGAGUCAGGAUCUUUGUGAAUCUGUUCUGUGCAGCAGAGAGAGAACAGCUGACAGGAGAGAAGACUCUGGAGCUGUUAUCAUCAGUGUGCAGAUAUGAAACAUUCCCUUUUAAACACUGGGGUUGUGAUGAAUAUCGGAGUGAUUUCCUGCUGGAUCUGUACUCCCACCUGAAGGACUAUGAGACUGACACAGGUCUGAGUCUCCUUCCAUCAUUACAGUCAGUUUUCCAGUCAGCUCCUGCAGUCUGGACCAUAAACCUCUUAGAGAUAGAGAGCUCCAUCAUCCUGGAAGUGCUGAAACUCCAAUCAGAGAAGAAACCAGUGGAGCUGAGGGGCUGCCCAGAUGAAGAGAGUGAAGUGAGGAGUUUCCUACAGUGUCUGCCUUAUAUCUCACAGCUCAGAGUUCCUCGGUGGCCAGAUCGAUCUGAAGGAGUCAGGAUCUUUGUGAAUCUGUUCUGUGCAGCAGAGAGAGAACAGCUGACAGGAGAGAAGACUCUGGAGCUGUUAUCAUCAGUGUGCAGAUAUCAAACAUUCCCUUUUAGAGAUGAGGAGGAUGAUGAUGAUGAUGAAGACGAUGCCAUUAAUGAAUAUCGGAGAGAUUUCUUGCUGGAUCUGUGCUCCCACCUGAAGGACUACGAGACUGAAUCAGGUCUGAGUCUCCUUCCAUCAUUACAGUCAGUUUUCCAGUCAGCUCCUGCAGUCUGGACCAUAAACCUCUCAGAGAGAAAGAGCUCCAUCCUCCUGGAAGUGCUGAAACUCCAAUCAGAGAAGAAACCAGUGGAGCUGACAGGCUGCUCAGAUGAAGAGAGUGAAGUCAGGAGUUUCCUACAGUGUCUGCCUUAUAUCUCACAGCUCAGUUAUGAUCCUCGGUGGUCAGAUCGAUCUGAAGGAGUCAGGUUCUUUGUGAAUCUGUUCUGUGCAGCAGAGAGAGAACAGCUGACAGGAGAGAAGACUCUGGAGCUGUUAUCAUCAGUGUGCACAUAUCAAACAUUCCCUUUAAAACACUGGGGUUAUAAUUAUUAUGAUGAGGAUGACGACACCAUAAAUGAAUAUCAGAGUGAUUUCCUGCUGGAUCUGUGCUCCCACCUGAAGGACUAUGAGACUGAAUCAGGUCUGAGUCUCCUUCCAUCAUUACAGUCAGUUUUCCAGUCAGCUCCUGCAGUCUGGACCAUAAACCUCUCAGAGAGAAAGAGCUCAAUCCUCCUGGAAGUGCUGAAACUCCAAUCAGAGAAGAAACCAGUGGAGCUGAGGGGCUGCUCAGAUGAAGAGAGUGAAGUGAGGAGUUUCCUACAGUGUCUUCCUUAUAUCUCACAGCUCAGCGGUGAUCCAGAGUUCUUCCAGAGAGCGUGUUCAUUGAUCUCUGUUAGAUCCAGAAAGGAGGCCGAGCAGUUGCUCUCCCUGCUGCAGCUGCUGGGCUUCAGCCUGCUGUUAACAGGAGAGUUACGCAGGAAAACCUGCCGGUCUGUGGGGACAGUUGUCAGACUUUGUGGCUCUGAUGUAAACCUCAUCCUCACACCAAGAAAGAUGUCUGCCAGAGGAGCCUCCCUCCUCUUUAGACGUACAACACAACUCCACAGUCUGAAGCUUUCCAUCGACAUGGCCUUGUUCAUGUGUCGAUGGGUCAGAAGAGGGACUGCGGCCUGUCGGCUGACUAUCGCAGAGCUUUCUGUCUCCUCUCAGACAGCCCAACCAUCAGAGAGAUUGUUGCUGAAGGUUGUCAGUAGUUUGGCUUCCCUGCUGAGAUACUGGACAGUCAGCCGGUUGGACCUGACGGAGUCCUGUGUUCCUGCUCAGGGUCUCAUCCCUCUGCUGCUUCAUGAGGGUCCUCUAACAAUGAAACUGAGUGAGAAGGUUUUGCAGCCACUACUCUCCCUCCUCCAUGAAAUCCAGGAUGAGGUCUUGACCUGUUCCUUCUUGAGUAAGGUUGGUGGAGAUCUGACGUCCUGCUGUCUGAACUGGGAGCUCCUCCACUAUCUGCUGCAGCAGUCGUCAGCUCACACCAUCACCGUGAACAUGAGGAAGAACCGCUUCUUACAGGAGAGCGUCACACGUCUGCUUCCCUUUCUGGACAGGAUUGUGUUUAAAAGACCCGGUCCCAGCUUUGUGUUGACCGCCAUCAGAGAGAUCUACAAAGCUCGAGCCAGUCCCGUUGUACCCAGUUUACUGAGGUCGUUGGAUGAUGUCAUCAACCUGACCUGCAGAGAGAUGGACUCGGAGGACUUUGCUGCUCUGCUCUUCACCCUCACACACAGUGACCGGGUUAAACUGAACCUCACGUGGACCUUUAUACCAGCAGGGGAAAUAAAGUCCAUCGUCUUCAUGCUGGACAAAGUCUCUCAUCUCAGUGUUGACAGGAAUCAGCUGCUGAGCUUGAUCCACUGCUGCGCUGCCUCUGAGGCCCAGCAGGGGGCAGCAGCCGGCCUGCUCAGGACUGUGAAGGACCGCCUGGAUCUGUCCUGCUCCUCCAGUGUGGACCUGGAUCAUCAGAGGGACUCUCUCAGUCUGACUGCUGAGGACUGCAGGGCCGUCUCCACCAUCCUGACACACAGCAGCCGAGACACACAGCUCAUCUUGCAGGACUGUGAGCUGGAGGACAGAGGCCUGGACCUGCUGUUUUCUGUCCUACAAAGAGUCCGUCUCAGAGCAAGUAAAGCUGUCCUCCUCCGGCUGGUGUCCCUGGUUCCAGUGGACAGUGAGAGGGACUCAGUGAGACGGGCAGUGUCCCUCCGUACAGCCCUGGAUGGACAACUGGACCUCAGUCACAGCACCCUGGAUCAGAGGGCCUGUGGAGCUCUGGCCCUGAUGCUGGACUACAGUGAAGAGCUGACAGAGCUGGACCUGAGUUACUGUGGACUCACUGACCAGCUGCUGCUCACACUCAGCGCACAUCUGCACAAAGUCCACGUCCUGGAUCUGAGUCACAAUAACAUCACCGAUGCUUCAGCGGACAUGUUACUCCGGCUGUCCAUCGACCCGUCCACCGACACCGUGCGACUCUUCGGGAACAACAUUGUGGACAGGUCUGUCUUCAAGGAGGACAAGCGGUUUGAGAUGUGGUGAAGCAGCCGUCAGGGGGGCGCUGGUCUGUGGAAGAUCUCCUUCCACCACCUCAGGAACAUC